CCUCCCAGGCGUGGGCGGUGCGGGGCCGGCCUGGUGGCAGGGCGGGGACCCGGGGAUCGCUGGGUGCCGCCCCCGCCCCCGCCCGGACUGACCCCGCCCCCGGCCGCUGGCUAUUUUGGGCGCGUUGGCCGCGACUGCGGGAUCACUGUCCGGCUCCGGUGACAGCUCCUUGCGGCCCAGCACUUGUUGCUCCCUGGACCUACAGGCACCGGCGCGCCCCCGCCCACCCGAGCCCACCUGGCUCCCGGCUCGUUGCCUGUCCCCUCCGGGCUUCUUUUCAUGCAAUCACUCGGGACACCGACCUCCGAGGCACCGCUGUCCCGGGCUUGAGAAAUUGAUUAUUAUAUAUAUUUAAAACGAAAAAAGAGAGAGAAAGAGAGAAAGAGAGAAACCAACCAACCGGUCGCCGAGAGCAGCCAGGAGCGCAGAGCGCUGGCCCGGGCGCCGCAGAGGUGGCGCCUCCACGGCAGGGCACCGGGGCCCCGGGCGCCGACGGCGUGAUGGACGCGGCGGCGACUAACGGGGAGGACAGGGACCCCGAGAUCGAACUCUUCGUCAAGGCUGGAACCGAUGGAGAAAGCAUUGGCAACUGUCCUUUCUCUCAGCGUCUCUUUAUGAUCCUCUGGCUGAAAGGAGUCGUGUUCAAUGUCACCACUGUGGAUCUAAAAAGAAAGCCAGCUGACCUGCACAACCUGGCCCCUGGCACCCAUCCGCCCUUCCUGACCUUCAAUGGGGAUCUGAAGACGGAUGUCAACAAGAUCGAGGAGUUCUUGGAAGAGACUUUGACCCCUGAAAAGUACCCUAGACUAGCGGCAAAGCACCGAGAAUCCAACACAGCUGGCAUCGACAUUUUCUCCAAAUUCUCUGCCUACAUCAAAAACACCAAGCAGCAAAACAACACUGCCCUUGAGAAAGGCCUGACCAAGGUGCUGCAGAAACUAAAUGACUACCUGAACACCCCUCUGCCAGAGGAGAUUGAUGCCAACAUUUGUGGAGAUGAAGACAAGUGGUCCCAACGCAAGUUUCUGGAUGGAGAUGAGUUGACCCUGGCUGACUGUAAUCUGUUGCCCAAACUCCAUGUGGUCAAGAUCGUGGCCAAGAAAUACCGCAACUAUGACUUCCCAGCUGAGAUGACAGGCCUGUGGAGAUAUCUCAAGAAUGCCUAUGCUCGAGCUGAGUUCAUCAACACCUGUGCCGCGGACCACGAGAUUGAGUUGGCCUAUGCGGAUGUCGCCAAGCGUCUCAGCCGAUCCUGAGCAAAGCCAUCUUGCCCCCUUGCUGCUGCAGAACUCAGCUUUUCCCAAAGGACUCUGGCUUCACCGGCUCCUCUUCUGCGCAUUGCCUCAAGAAACAUUCUUUGUUCAUUUGUUUGUUUGACUUAUCCAAAUCCAACAACCUCUUGCUGGCUCCAUCAGAACUCCAGCCUGCUGCCUUGUACCAACAUCAGCCACUUCCAGCCUGAUUACACAAGAAUCUGCAAGCAGAAAUUUUAAGGACCAGACAAGCUCUCAAUUUUCAGGUCCAGUCUGGGCUCAGUGUCUUUGAGGUGAUUCUCCUGGAGAAUUAACCUAUGGAAUUGUCACCGCCCUUUCCCGCCAAUAUCAAAAUAUCUCCUUAGGUGCAUUAGAAACACCCACACACUGUCCUCUUACCCCCUCUUCUUUGCCACUCUUUGCCAUGGAUAAGCGCCAUCAUAGUUCUUAUUAGAAAGAGACCCACUUCUUUAUAAGGAGAGAGAGAGAGAGUAUGAAUGGAGAAGGAUAGAACAGUUUGUGACUUUGGGCAUCUGGUAAACACAACUUAGGUCACUGGCUGCUACUCUCUGACACUCCUAUCCUGGCAUCAGUACAGAGAUGCUGAUGACCAAUAUUGAAGACCACUUUAGAUACAGUCUCCAUUCACUGCAGCAUUUUGAAUGUUGAGGUACUCUCUGGCUCCUGGUCAGUGCUGACCUCGUUUUUUGUGCCACUCAGGCAUGCUGUGUAAAAAGGGAAAUUUCAAUUUUAGAUUGGGUGACAUGGAGAAAGGGAGGAGAAAGGGGGAGCAAUGUUGAUGCCAAAAGGCCCACAAGGGUCUACCAGCCAUGGGACUUGCUUGCUUAGAACCAGUUGUUUCAUGGGAGAUUACUUGUCUUGGUCUUACUAUGUUUAGCCAUGAGUGAAUUUGGGGUUUGUGAGAAAGCUGAUGGGAGUGGGGACAGAGGGAUGCAGGGAGGAGAGGGUGGAGAUAAAGGAGUUCUUUAUGAGGGUUAAAGUUCCCUGGGAAGUCUUUACAACAGCUCUUUCAUGAUCCAACUAAGUCUUGGCCUGGUAAUUUUAUUUAACAACCAACCUGAUACGAAAACUCUCAGAAUGGCCAAACAUGACUUUCUAAUCUUCUAGUUAUUCCAUUUCCAGACACAGAUUUCCUCUUUGGGUGUUCUGUGAGGUUCAGUUGCAACUUUUGAUGGGUAAGACUACUCUGAGGGGGAGGUGCCAUUAUGAGUUACCUUAGGAAGAAAGUCUGUAGGCCUUUCUGACUGGGAAACCAUGUGGUUUGAACUCAAAGAAAGUAAGUACGUACCCAUUUGAGUUGAUUUUUCUCUCAUCUGACUCAACUGCCAUUUCAUAAAAAGGCGAAAAAAAUUUAGCUAACACUUCUUGGUAGUUCUCUUUAAAUUUCACCUUCUUGAAAGGUUACCUGACUAUGAGCAGAGGGAGCUUUGCAAGGGAAACUAAGAAUAAUGAGCUAAUCAUCAACUCCCUCUCCGAUUGAUGCCCCGAGAGAAAAGUUACUUUCUACGCAUGCUCCCCUUCAACAAUCAGCCCUUCUGUGUUACUGGCUGGUCUGGAGUGAGGCCCCCAAGUGCCAGAAAGCCCCAGAACUUGUCUCAUUUCUCAACGAGGGCUACAUAGGUUCUUUCCAGAGAAACAUCAGUGGAUUCUAACACAAAGUCUAACCUUGAACUACCUGCCUCUAGGGAUCUCUGAAGGAAAAAGGGGAGCUGUUGACUGGAACAGAGUGGAGGAAGCAGGAACACUCCCUAAGCCCAGUGGGGAAGAGGAAACAUCUUGGGAGGACGUUUUAUAAGCCACUGCUUUGAAAGGCAGAAUGAGUUGAUUCAUUUCCACCUCUCCAGAAGCCUUUCCACAGGCUGCCUGGAAACUUGUCCCCAGAGAUGUUUAUAAAGGAGAAGGGGGCUAGGAACCAGUCCUUUAUACUGCGGUGAAAUGCCCCGCGCCGUCUCCAGGGAGAUGAAAGCUUGAAUGAUCCCAAAGGCCUUUUAAUUUGGGUGAAACAUUGUAUAAAGGAAUCAUGAACUUAGCAGCACAGGUAAAAAUGCCCCACAAGCAAGAGGCCAUUUCCUUUCCUGAGAGACAAGGGCACUGGGCACUAUUCUAGAAGCAGGCCUGUGAAGUGCUACCCCACGAGAAGGCAAAAACAAUAUUUUAAAUGUGGGUGGGUGGGUGUGACUCCAACCCCAGGACUCUGAUAGGAGUGACCAUAUUUUGAAAUUCGGAAUCAGCAAUUGGAGAACCCUUAAACAGUCUUUAAAUACAAGCAACCAAACCAAAGCAAUAUUGUUUCUGGUUAGUUGAGUCUGUUUUACCUAAAUCUUAAUAUUAAAGCAUUGAGGGUGGGACUGUUAUAAAUUGUAACCACUUAAAAAGAAGGGGAGGAAUCAUGGAUGAAAGGCUCUUCUGGGCACUCCAGGAUCUUUUGAUUUUAGCAGGAGAUAGUGCAAUUCACAAUUGGCUUUGGAACUUUAAUAUCUUCUCACCAGAUUUAUCAGUGUGUUUUUAAAUAAUAAUAACAUUUCCCUCUGAUUAUUUUUUUCAAGAGAUCUCUCCAGAUCUGUCAGCUUCCUUUUACUUUGACCUCUCCCAUACUCAACACAAUACCUUACAUGACAGUAUGAUGACAUCUGUUGGUCUUCCAAGAACCAAGUCAGAGACUGAGAAGACCUCUUAAUUCCCGCCUUCGACUUUCACCUCCCAGCACUUGUUUUUUGGAGAGGGGGUGGGGAGUGUAGGGGAGCACAGUGUGAAGCAAAGGCAAAAACAAGAAUCAAAUCAGAAUGAUGAUACCCAUGUCAGUGUGGCCUGCCUUUCAGAUUAGCCACAGAUAGAGCUGCCUCACACCUAACUCUUGAACCAAACACUAAGAACUACUCCGAACACUUACUCAGCUACACAAUCUCAGAUGAGUUUCAGGUUUCCAGGAAAUGACUGUCCUUAGCCUUCCCAUCCAGUGUUGCUGGGGUCAUUGGGGAGCUACAACUUUUCAUUAAAAAAUGCUACUCCAGGAGAGACAAUUCCUGAGUCACAUUUUUUUUAAGCAUUUGUCAGACGAAACAACAGAAAUUUCAUGAGCAACAGUGCCACUGACCCCCUCCGCGGACAGACUGUAUCAACUAUCUUCAAGUUGUUGCAGCAUGGACUAAGUCUGAAGGAGACCCUGAAGAACUUCACCUCCCCAGAAUCAGCAAGAACCAAAGAAACAGAAUUAAAGGGGAAACUGCAGCGAGAGCCCUGGAAGAGGCGGUUCCUUCUCCCUCCAGAGAAAUUUUCCAUCAGAAGAAAAUAGAGUUUGUAUCUAAACUGAAAUUUGCCUUGAGGCAGCAGCUUUCCAGUUGCUCUUCUGUGCCUCACCCCCACUCACCUCUACUCACCCGUCCUUAGCCCUGUUUACCUCUAUUUACCCUUACUUACCCCCUACUCACUUCUGCUCACUGCUACUCACCCCUGUGCACCAUGCUCACUGUCCAACAGCCAUUUCAUUAGUAAAACGAAUCAAGAUGCUCAAGUUUCUCCACCUGUCAGUAAGUUCACUGAGUCCCAAAGGAUGUCUUUCUAAUUUGGGGAGUAUGACAUUCAAACAAAUCUGAAGCACUAAGGUAAAAAGUGACAUGAAGAGAAAAAGUGUGCUCAUACCAAUUCCUCAUUGCGCUCAGAGCCUCCAGACUUCUCCCCACUUCUCUCCAGCUUUCAGAUCACACUCCUCAUGCAUCACACUCCUCUCCCCUCAUCAAGGCUCUUUUUCCCAGUGUAGUUUCAGGAUACAUUGAAGAAUGAGAGUAUAAUCCAAAAUGUACAUAACUUUAUUUAAUGUUCCUUAAUAAAAUUGAAUGUGACACUCCUCUCCCCAACCCCAAAAUAAGGUAAAAUGUUGCCUUGGGCUAAUCUAUGUGACUAUUAAAACAACCUUUUUUGGGG
Messenger RNA from Sorex fumeus (smoky shrew), 5195 nucleotides. RefSeq names its product chloride intracellular channel 5 (gene CLIC5). The transcript has 6 exons. Bases 501 to 1256 code for a protein of 251 amino acids. Lineage: Eukaryota; Metazoa; Chordata; Mammalia; Eulipotyphla; Soricidae. The record is from RefSeq and is a predicted model, not a curated record.